Messenger RNA from Clarias gariepinus (North African catfish), 4946 nucleotides. RefSeq names its product pleckstrin homology domain containing, family H (with MyTH4 domain) member 2 (gene plekhh2). The transcript is spliced from 30 exons. The coding region runs from base 142 to 4383 and encodes 1413 amino acids. Gene Ontology annotation, molecular function: actin binding. Gene Ontology annotation, biological process: negative regulation of actin filament depolymerization. Gene Ontology annotation, cellular component: cytoskeleton; cytoplasm. The record is from RefSeq and is a predicted model, not a curated record. NCBI's taxonomy places the organism in Eukaryota, Metazoa, Chordata, Actinopteri, Siluriformes, Clariidae.
GUGAGUGAGUUAACGUGGAAAGUUAAGAAGACAUGAAGAACAAGAGGCUUCACUAAGUAUUAUAAUGGAGUGAAAGCGGAGGCUAAAUCAUCAUCAUCAUUCUUUUCUUCUUUUAGUUUGUUCCAGCACUGAGAGGCUGUGAUGUCCGGCAGCGCGAGUGAGGCUGACGAGGCCUCGUCUGGAGAAUGGAGGGAGAAAUACUUGGCUCUGGAAGCUCUGCUGUUAAAGUUCCGUGGACAGAUGAGUGUGAUUCGAGACCUCACAACAGAAAAGAUGCAGCAGCUAGAGAUACAAGUUUUGGAGGCAGAGCGACAUGCCUAUGAUGCAAACCAACAGGUGCAAUGGAUGGAGGAGCGUCUGAAGGCUAGUGAUGUGGAGUCUGGUGUCUCAGAGCUGAAGCUCUUUAGACGCUGCCAAGACCUUCAGGCUGCGCUGCAAGAGAAAGAAGAGCUGAUAACGUCACUGGAGCAACAGCUAGAAGAGCAGAAACAGGGGCGAAUUCAGGAUGCCAAGAGUGUAGAGGAGAAAGCAGGAAAGAUCAAGGAGUGGGUGAUGCGGAAGAUAAAUGAGUUUGAGGUUGAAAACACCUCCUUGAGGGAAACAAACCAGCAGCAGGAGGCCCAGAUUUUGGAACUAAAGAGACAAAUUCAAGUCCUGGAGCAGGCUGCAGGCUGUAAAGGGUCGGAUCAUGCUCAACCGGGACAAGCUCAGCGAAUCAGCAGCCUGACCUUUGGCUGCUUUAACGUGCAAGGGAAGAGCCCUCAGGUCCGCGCAGGCCCUAUGCCAGUUCAGAGGAGCACAGGCAGUGUGUGUACGAACCUCACAGACACUGACGACGGGAGGAUCUCAGCUGAGUGCGGAAAUAAACACAAUCCUGACACUGAGGCUAUGACAUCCAGCCCUCGAAUGGAGUCUGAGCAUGAGAAGGAGGGUGGGACUGCAGUGGACAUCCUGUCCCACAGUACUGAGAACAAAGCAGAAUUAAAGGAACCCAACAUUACCAGCUUAGAUACUGGCAUACAUCAUCAUCUUGCUGGAUCAGAUGGUGCAGUUAAGGAAAAAGCCAGCGAGCACAAGGUGGACGGUGAGGACGGGUCAUCAGAUGAGCUGAACAAGCAGUUUCGCUUGCAGCGUCUAAAUUCUUCAUCCUCCUCCAGCGAGGCCAAUACGCCCAGUCCAGUACUGACCCCAAAGCGGCCCACUCCAUCGCAGGAUGCACAUGAUACACCUGCCUCGCCCAAGCAGCCUCGUCUACGCAGCCCCAAUGCCUUUAGCGUUAGCGUUGCGUUAGCCAAGAAGCACCUAAGCCAGCCUUCAGCGGUUAGUGAAACAGUUCACGGCAGAACCCGCAAUGCCAUCAGCAUGCUACGCCCGUUGAAGCCACAGGAAGCUGAUCUGAACCAGGAGCAGGAGAUGGAGACUGGUGAAGGAAUGAUAGCCUCUGAAGAGCCAUCUAAAGCUUCAGAAGAAAAGCCAAGGUCCUCUGAUGCAGCUGCAGCUUUACCAGGGAUCAAGCCGCCCACCCCUCCCUUGCACAGGUUCCCCUCCUGGGAAAGCAGGAUAUAUGCUGUGGCGAAAUCUGGAAUUCGGCUUUCAGAAAUAUCAUGCACAAAUAUAGCAAAUAAGGAUUCCUCCCACCCAUCCUCAUACCCCGCCUUCAUGCUGUACAUAUCUCUCAUCUACGGAAACAUGAACACACCGGUCUACACCACAGUGAAAGGGAGGGUGGAGUUGCUAAGCAGCACUCAAUUUUCAGAAGAAUCUUCCACAUCUGAAGAGGAGGAGGGACUGGAGGAGUGUCAAUCAAACUCGGGUGAGGAGGAGAGCGGUUCGCACAGCUCUAGCUCCUACUGUCCCAACAUCCAGGAAAGCUCCAUUAGGAGAGCUGUUUCCCUUUCCUCAAUGGCGUCUGAGAGCGACUACGCCAUCCCUCCUGAUGCCUAUUCUAUAGACACCGAGUGUUUUGAGCCUGAGAACAAACUGCAAAAGACAUGUUCUUCCAGCAGUGACAGUGGAAAGAGUGAGCCAAUGGAAAAGUCUGGCUACCUGCUUAAGAUGGUGAAGACCUGGAAGAAGACCUGGAAACGCCACUGGUUUGUCCUGAAAGAUGGAGAACUGAUGUACUACAAGUCACCGAGUGAUGUCAUCCGUAAACCUCAAGGCCAGAUCGAGCUCACCGCGUCUAGCACUAUUUCCCGUGGGGACGGCAAACAAAUACUUCAGGUGGUGACAGGAAAACAUGUGUAUAAUCUAAAAGCAGACUCUCCUAACCUGCUUGAGGAGUGGCUGAUGGUCCUGCAGUGUGUGCAGAAAGUCAAAGCAGCCAGUCCCCUCUUUACCCAGCCCAACGUCCGACCGACCAUGAAGGGACAUUUGACUAAGGUGAAGAACGACUAUUCUAAGCGUGUAUGGUGUUCACUUAUUGGAAAGACACUGUACUACUUCAGAUGCCAGGAGGACAAGUUCCCACUGGGUCAGAUCAGGCUGGCAGGAGGACAUGUGGAAGAAUUAAACUCGGAUGAGAACAGUAAGAGUGGACAGCCUGCUCAGUCCACUAUCUCCAUUCAGAUUUUAAAUCAGAGCCCCACUCACCUGCUUAUAGAUUCCCAACACGAAAAGGCAGCAUGGCUAUACCACCUGUCUGUGGCAGCGGGCACCAACGUGGGGCAGGUGGGAACUGAGUUCGAGCAGCUGGUUGGAAAAUUGCUCAACGUGGACGGAGACUCAGGCUCUCAAGUGUGGAGGCAUCCCAUGUUGUGCUUCAGCAAGGAAGCCUUGUCCACCCCUCUCACCACCCUGCCCUCUCAGGCCUUACAGACUGAAGCCAUCAAACUUUUUAAGACGUGCCAGCUCUUCAUUAACGUGGUCAUAGACACUCCGGCCAUAGAUUACCACGUGACUCUGGCACAGUGUGCGCUGCAGGUGUGUCUCACACACUCUGAGCUGCAGAACGAGAUCUACUGCCAGCUUAUCAAACAAACGCGCAGGAGGCAGCCUCAUGGACAGCCAGGCCCGCUGCAGGGUUGGCAGUUUCUGGCAUUGUGUGUGGGACUCUUCCUGCCGCAGCAUCCCAUCCUCUGGCUACUCCAAGUCCAUCUCAAAAAGCAUGCUGACCCCAGGACGGAGGUGGGGAAGUAUGCGAUUUACUGCCAGCGUUCUAUGGAGAGAACCCAGCAGAAAGGUGAGCGCCAGGCCCGGCCCUCACGAAUGGAGAUAUUGUCCAUCUUACUGAGGAACCCAUACCACCACUCUCUGCCAUUCAGUGUGCCUGUGCACUUUCUCAACAACACCUAUCAGGUUGUUGGUUUCGAUGCCUCCACCACUGUGGAGGAGUUUCAGAACCGUCUAAAUCAGGACACAGGCAUGAGGAAGACGGGCCAGUCCGGUUUUAGUCUCUACUCAGAUGACCCUACCGGACAAAAUGUGGAACACUACCUACAUGGCAGUCUAAUGAUUUGUGACAUUAUAGCUAAAUGGGAACAGGCCUGUAAGGAGUCACACACAGGGAAAUCCGAGAACUCCCGGACAGUGAAACUCACCUACAAAAAUAGGUUGUAUUUCUCUCAGCAGCUGAGAGGAGAGACUGAGAGAGAGCGCCUGCUCUUGGCCUAUCAGAUUAACGAGGAGAUUUCAGCAGGUCAUUUCCCUGUAAACAAAGAGCUUGCCUUAGAGAUGUCUGCUCUGCUGGCUCAGGUGGAGUUUGGAGACUAUGAGCGUCCCUUCCCGGGGACCGCCGGCUCCGGACAGGCUAAAUCUACACAAAGUCUAAAGCAGGUUCUGGAGCGCUUCUAUCCCAAGCACUACAGAAGAACCUGCUCUGAGGAGCAGCUACGGCAGUUAAGUGAGAGGAUCUCGACCCGCUGGGCGUCACUGAGGGGGCGCUCUACCUCCGAGUGUGUGCGGAUCUAUCUGACUGUUGCCCGCAAGUGGCCCUUUUUUGGAGCCAAGCUGUUUGAAGCUGAGCCCCAGUCACCCUCUUCACUUCAGAGCACACAUGUUUGGGUAGCUGUCCAUGAGGAUGGGUUGAGUGUUUUGGACUUCACGUCAAUGAAACUCCUAGUGACCGUCCCCCAUAAGAAUGUUGUAACAUUUGGAGGUUGCCGUCAGGACUUCAUGCUGGUCGUGACUCAGAGCUCUGGAAGCAACAAUGCCAGGGAAAAGCCUACCGAGAAACAUUUGUUCACCAUGAGCACUUUUAAGAUCCGAGAGCUGGCGUUUCUUAUGGCCAGUUACAUUAACAGCACCCAUGUACAGAAGUCAGCCGCACACCAUCUGUCUGCACCAGCUCUGAUGCUUGCCCAAAGUCAGUUUGGAGAGCAGCACACCUCUAAAACCUCUCCUACAGGCGUUUGCAGACCCAGUAAAGCCCCUACAUUGCUCUGAUGGGCCUAAACUAAAUCUUAUAUUUCAGAGAACACUAUGUAAAUGUUGACCAGAUUUUUUGUUAUUCUAAUCAGUUAAAUGAGUGUAUGACUAACACCAGUUUAUACCAGAAAUACAGCCACCCUCUAGUUGGAAAGAUAUUACAAAGACCAGCAUUUACUUUUCAUCCAAAGAAAUGAGGUACAGACAGGAGCGGGAUUAUUAAAGCAUUGUCUCAAAAGGCAAACUAACAUGGGUUUCCAAAUGAAUGCUGAAGAUUAGCUUGGAUUAUAAAAAGAAAACUGCUUGAUUGAUUAGGAAUGAAGGAAUUCAAUGCAGUAAGGUAUAAGAAUCCUUUCUGAAUGGCUCAAGCUACAGAAAGUACAUGUUUCUGCUGGGGUAGAUUAUUUACCACCACCCAACUCUGAGCUACCGGAAAUGAUUAUAUGCCAGAAAUCUUUAGAAGUGGUAACAUUGCACAUUGAGUGUCAUGCAGUUAUAAAGCAACUGUUAAGACCUUGGAUUAAUCAAAUUUUGAGUUUAUUUAUUAUAGAAAUGGAAAUCUGUUGUGGAGUUCCCUUAUG